AUGGCCCUCACCUCGACUUUCGUGUUUCGGAAGAUAGGUGGCCGCUUCAAGCUCGAUGCAGAGGAGGACAUGAAAAGCUGCUAUGGGGUCGCAGCAGUGUCCAAUGCCCUCGAAGCAAUGAAGAGGCAGCAAGAGGUCAGACUUCGCCACUUGGAGCGAUCGCAGUUGGCGGUUUCAAAGUCCGAGGUCAUGGACUUCCUAAAGAAAAAUGGCUUCCGCAGCCGCCAGCACGAUGUGAGCUUAAACGCACCGAAAAGAACGGCUCUUGGCCUGCGAUGUACCUACCCUUUGCACCAAGCAGCCAAGAUGAAAGACUGGCACAUGGUGGAGCUUUUGCUGCAGUUUGGGGCUGAUCCGGCGUACCAUGACAGCACAGGUCGAGAUCUGGAAAGCUAUCUGGCCGAGCUGAGGGCACCGGACAGCCUUCGAAACCGCCUCUCUUCCUACCGCGUGAGAAAAGAGUCUCCAAUGGUAAAAAGGGGGGACCCUUAA
This is a messenger RNA of Symbiodinium sp. CCMP2592, 492 nucleotides long. NCBI's taxonomy places the organism in Eukaryota, Dinophyceae, Suessiales, Symbiodiniaceae. The record is from the annotation of a GenBank genome assembly.